AUGGAUCAAAAAGCGAACUACUUUGCAGGAACUGAGUUAUUUGCUAAAGAAGUGAUUGAAUGCAGCUCUCAAUAUGGAGAAGAUGGAAGAACGGCCUUUGUGGCAGAAAAUCUGUGUGGCCCACCGACAAUCUACCCCAACUUUGAGGAUUCUACACGUUCUUGUGCAUUUCUCAAUUAUGGAUCCCGUUGGGAAACUUAUCCAGGAUCGCUGAAACCAAUCUCCGGUGGCCCGCAUGCAUACUCAAGCACGGAUUAUGUUGACGUUUUCUUUGAACGUCCCCUCAUCGUUGUUCGCAUGAAGAUAUAUGAAACAUUCUUUCCUGGUGCGAUUGUAGCCAUUCGUGCUUGUUAUCGAGAUCAGCCAACUGAUAAUCCUGUAAACGCUCGUGGGAUGUAUUGGGCUACAUUAUGGCAAUCGACUGCUCAUGGUGGCUUAUCGAAUUUGCUUUCGAUAGACGGAGAAAAUGCAAUAGUAUCAGCGGAUUCUGUUAAAAUUUUGCGGUUUGGAAAAGCCAGGAUUUUUGUGCCUGAUUUAUUUAAUAUUCCGCUUGUGCCAACAGAUCUUAUUCGGAUUGAAUUCGACGUUCGUCGCUGCGCGUACCAUACACAGUUGGAUGCGGUACAGGUAGAAGGUUAUGCACCCAUCUCUGACAAGGAAGCCGAAUUCCGUUGGAAGAAGCGUGGCAGGUGUCGAAUUAUAUCAAGAAAGGAAUUGGAAUGGUAUCUUUCAGUUAUUGAAGAAAAAAAUAAUGAAAAAAGGCUGGCUUUAGCUAGCAUGCCAUUCUCGAACCCACGUCUAACUUCCAGUACUUUCCACCGUCUUGCCGAUGAAACGCUGUCACGCCUUGAGAGCAUCAAUUUGCAGGCCCUCUGGCCGACCGCAACGGACACUGCUCUCUCGGUCCUAUCCAGUCGACUUCAUAGAAGCCGAAACAGGACCGUAUCUGCAUGCGAAAGACCUCGCGGACGAGGUACACGCUCUGAAUCGGCACCUGUCCACUAUGCCUCGUGGAGCAGCCUCACGGGGCAGGGCGUCACUCAUCACACUACCCUCGUUUGCGGUGGUGGUGCGCCUCCCACUGAUAGAGUUCGCGCUUCCGCAUUCCAAAAUUUCGACAAUAGUUCUCAAGACGUCGUGUCCUGCCGACUUAGAAGGCUGGAUAUUUCCUGGUGUGGAAACUAUCAGGCAAUAUCUACGUACGGAUUUUGUCAGUUUCUGAGCGACGUUGGGCGUAAUUUGACAACUCUUCGUCUUUCCUCCUGUCAAAUGGUCAAUGAUGAGUGCCUUCUGCAGCUUAUCAAUAUUUGCGGUAAUCUAGAAGAGCUGGACCUUUCGUCGUGCCGAUCAGUAACCAGUGGCGGUUUCAUUCCCUUGGGUCGGUUGAUUAAACUGCGUUGGCUCAGUCUCUACAGGACGCGAGUAGCUGACGCUGCCCUGCACAAUCUGGCUAACCUAUGUCAGCACCUCCGACACCUGAAUCUCGGCUCCUGUGUCUCAAUCGAAGACGCUGACACCAUUGUUGAGCACAUCACUGCCAACAACCCUGUCCUGGAGUCUCUUGUGCUGUGGCGAUGUCGCAACUUAACCAGCUUUGGAGUUCUAAGAAUAGCCGAACACUGUCCACACCUACUCAGACUUGAUUUGGGCUGGUGUACAGGUAUUGAGUCAGAACCAUCCAACUGUCUUCGCGAACUGGUUACUCGUUGCCGCAAGCUGCGUGUUCUGUCUCUCGCAGCCAUUCGGUCUGUGACACCUGCUGAUGUCGACGUUAUAGCCAACUCAUUGUAUGACUCGUUGGUGGAUCUGGACUUGAUAGGCAAUGCCCUUAUCACACAACCCUGCAUCAACCGACUUCUUCUUCAUUGCCAGAAUCUCGCAUUCCUAGAUAUUUCUCACUGUCCGUCCAUUUCAAUAUUCGAAGCGCUUUCACUUAAGGCGACCUACAAUCAUUGCAACAUCGUCUUUUAUCAUCACACUUCCGUACCUUCCCCGCCACCUGCUACGCCGAUGGAUUUCCACUUCCCGCAGUUGCUGCCACCGCAGCAUUUACCUCCUCUGGCAUUCCUAGGGCCGCAAGAAGAUCUUGAUGGCUAA
Messenger RNA from Echinococcus granulosus, 2097 nucleotides. Its product is annotated as F-box/LRR-repeat protein. The record is from RefSeq and is a predicted model, not a curated record. The coding region runs from base 1 to 2097 and encodes 698 amino acids. Gene Ontology annotation, molecular function: protein binding. The transcript is spliced from 8 exons. NCBI's taxonomy places the organism in Eukaryota, Metazoa, Platyhelminthes, Cestoda, Cyclophyllidea, Taeniidae.